UGUAGACCAUCGUGGACCAAUUUUGGGUGGUAAUCGGCAACGACAAUCUGAAUCACCUCCAGGACAUAAGAAUUGGAAAGAUACUGACGGAUAUGAUGAUGAUGAUCUACGUGAAGGACCACAGACUACUGAAGUGUCAGGGCAAACAAAUACAAAGAAACCACAGCCUAUUGGACCUGGAGUUAAAAAGAAGGCAUUCUCAAAAAAAAUGAAUUAG
This is a messenger RNA of Heterobilharzia americana, 217 nucleotides long. The record is from the annotation of a GenBank genome assembly. Lineage: Eukaryota; Metazoa; Platyhelminthes; Trematoda; Strigeidida; Schistosomatidae.